This is a messenger RNA of Durotheca rogersii, 2290 nucleotides long. Its product is annotated as DnaJ-domain-containing protein. The transcript has a single exon. The record is from RefSeq and is a predicted model, not a curated record. Lineage: Eukaryota; Fungi; Ascomycota; Sordariomycetes; Xylariales; Xylariaceae. Bases 262 to 2091 code for a protein of 609 amino acids.
CUGCUCGUCACCGUCUUUUCUCGUCGUCCUAGCGACUACGGCUUUCCCCCCCUUCAAACAAUAAACCAGGCAAGCCAACACCGAAGCCAGUGAUCUGGUCGUAUCCUUCUUAUUCUUCUCGCUCAUCCUCUUCCUGUAUCGUCUUCCCGGCUCACCAUACUCAUAUUCUUCUUCGUCUACUACUACUGCGAGGGACACAAGCGACCCGGCCCGUCGUCUCGAACUCUGUGCCUACGAGCUCAUCAGGUCGCGCCGUCUAUCAUGUCAAGUUUCCCCUCGGACCCUUACAAGAUUCUCGGCGUAUCUAAGGAUGCUCAACUUCCCGAGAUCCGGGGCGCCCAUCGAAAAUUAGUGCUGAAAUGCCAUCCCGACAAGAUCCAGGAUCCCAAGCUGAAGGAAGAAAAGCAGAAAGAGUUCCAGCAAGUUCAGCAGGCCUAUGAACUACUGAGCAACGAUGUCGAGAGGGCUAGGUACGACGACAAGGUGCUGCUCGAAGAGCUGAGGAGGGAGAGGGGUGUGGCCCCGGCAGCGUCUUCCUCGCCUCGCAACUCGAGGCGCCACGAGAGCAAGCACCCUUACGAUGUUCACGAUGCGGAGCCUCGCCCGUCGACCUUCGCCACCUCCCCUACCAACAACGUCUACGGCCACACACCCCCGCGUUCCUGGAACGAUGACAUGCUUCCGAGGAAGCCCGAAGACAGACCUCACCGCCAUGCGAGGAAGACUGCCAGCUACGAGCACGAGAAACCGUCCUCUAGAAAGGACGAGGACCGCCGGAAGCGGGAGGACGAUGAUUGGUUACGGUCGCGCGACAAGGACGGUAGGGAGGCGGACCGACGGUCUCGCGAGCGAGACAGGGACGUGGUGAGAGAGAAGGAUAGGGAGAAGGACAAAGACAAGGAACAUUCCAAGAAGGACAGGGACCGGCGCAAGGACGACAAAAAGAAGGCCGAAAAGGAUCGUCGCAAGGACACCGACGACAAACACCGCCGCCACAAGUCUCCCUACGUAGAGGGCUACCCAGAAGACCGGGACGAGGUUCCGUAUACUUCGUCGUCCUCAAAGACGGAAAAGAAGAAGCCGACUAGCCGGAAGUACGAGGAGCCGACGACUCCGCCGCUUCCUCGAGAAACCAGUCGUCCCCCGGCCACUGAGCGGGAGAGGAAGAACUCGGCCACUCUGGAAUCUGCCAUGCGAUACUUGACCAAAUCAGGUGGGAAAGCACCAAUGAUCACCCGGGCACAGACAUUCCACGAAGAGUACACUUACCGGCACGUAAAUCCAAUCGCCGUGCCGACGCCUCCCCCGGCCGCUGGAUCCGCCUUUCCGCCCCCACCGGCGGCUGACCCUCGGGAUGCUCCGCUGGAGGAAGACACGCCGAAGAGACCUUCGGCUAGAGUCCGUCGCAUGUCCCAUGAUACCCCCCGGUCGUCGAAGGAGAAAUCCUCUCACAAGAAAUCAGGUCUUCCUCGCGAGGCCAUUAUUGUAGACACAUCUCCAACCCGUCGGACCGUCCCCUCUUUCCAGAAGUCUCACUCGAUCCCGAUUCCCAUACCCCCUCACCUUGGACGGUCAAAUACCGACGGUCCUCCACGUCCACCGGGCCUAGAGCGUGCUGCAACGUGGAUGCCGGGGGCCGACUUCGCUCAAGAGCGUGGCCGCUCGCGCCACACUCGCGUCUACACCGAUGAAUCCUCGGAAGAGGAUCGCGAUCGUCGGCACCGUCGUACCCGGCGGACGCGCUCCCCCGAGGUUAUGCCUACACACACCACGGUGUACAAGCUGAGCGACGGGAGGACCGUCCAGCUACCGGAACAGUACAUCCAGGAGUCGCCACCCCGAAGCUCUAAGAAGGCUUCGUACCCCAUGGCUAACAGCGGGGCACGCCGGGUAGACCCUCGCGGGUACUACAGCAGCUAUGAGGACGAACCGCAGCCGUUCAUGGGCAGCGUCAUGUAUACCGAUACGUUUGAUCCUAGCGACAUCAAGUAUAGCAGCGAGCGCGCGAAGUAUACGACAGAGACGUACGGAUCUGGCGAGGUCAAGUUCAGCGAGCUACCGCGCUCAUCCUACCGGGAGACGGUGUACUAAGUUGGUUAGAGAAUGCUGGCGCGUAAUGCACUCGGUCCCCGGGCUUAUGGACGGCUGGCCAUCUAUCGCGGUUCCGACGGAAGGCGGUCGGCGUGGCGGGUUCUGUCUUGAGAGAGCAACAUCCACCGAAGCGCAUCUCAUCCGCCGAGACGGCCACCUCGUCACCAUCUCUGUUUUGUUUUUUUCUCUUUUGGGCACG